Bacillus rossius redtenbacheri is the source of this 5675-nucleotide messenger RNA. Its product is annotated as hemicentin-2-like. The record is from RefSeq and is a predicted model, not a curated record. Lineage: Eukaryota; Metazoa; Arthropoda; Insecta; Phasmatodea; Bacillidae. The coding region runs from base 3251 to 5482 and encodes 743 amino acids. The transcript is spliced from 13 exons.
AGAGAAGUAGGUGCCGUAGAUGUAGCUGCUGCGGGUGUGGCUUGCGUGUGCAAGUCUGGAGAUUCUUCUGUUGUAGGUUUGGUGUCGCAUACUGGCAAUAGGAAAGUUAACUGCUGGAAAUAUAUAUAUUGUUUCCUGCCAUCUGCUGCAGAACCUGAUUUACAAUUCCUCUGUUUAGCCAGUUCUCUUCUGAAACAGUCACGUAGAUUCUUCCAUUUCCGUUGCAGAUCUGCAGCUGAAAAAAAAAAAAAAAAACAAUAAUGUAAGGUGCAUAUUUUUAGUGUGUGUUUUUUUUUUUUUUUUUUUUUUUUGCAGGUACCUUGCUACAGGAUGUUCGUUCACAGAAUUGCAUUACACAUUCCGUUGUGGAAUUUCCACAUGUCGCAAGAUUGUUAUUGAAGUGUGUGAAACAAUAUGGCGGCUUUUACAUGAAGCAUGUUUCCCGCAGUUAAUGCAAGAGGACUGGCUGAAGAUUGCUGACGGUUUUGGAACACGUGCAAAUUUCCCAAACUGUUUAGGAGCAAUAGAUGGCAAGCAUGUAAGGCUUAUUCAACCUGCUAAAAGUGGGUCAACCUAUUUUUCCUACAAGAAAUAUUUUUCCAUGGUGUUGUUAGCAUUAUGCGACUCUAAUUAUAGGUUUUUAUUUGUUGAUGUUGGUUCUUAUGGAAAAUCAUCAGACUCAGCAAUAUAUAAAAACAGUGAGCUGUUUCAGAAGAUGAAGGAUAAUACGUUGAACAUCCCAAGUGAUAGGCCAAUAGUUGAAAAUGGAGAGCCACUUCCCUUUACCUUCGUAGGUGACGAAGCAUUUGCUCUUUCAACUCACAUGCAGAGGCCUUAUGGUGGGAAAAAUCUUACUCAAAAAAAGAAAAUAUUUAACUACAGGCUGUCACGAGCCAGACGUUACAUCGAAUGCACUUUCGGCAUACUUACAAAUAAGUGGCGUAUCUUUCACAGGCCAUUGGACGUGAAAAUUGAAAACGCAGAAACUAUAGUGAAAGCAUGUUGUAUUUUACACAAUUUUGUUAGAGAAAGGGAUGGUGUUGAAUUUGACAGCACUCUGAACGUCGUGGGACUAGAUGAAGGGGAGCCGCUUACACGACCAGGAAAUACACGAUCAGCUUUAACAAUCCGAGAAAAGUUUUCCGAUUACUUUUCUAGUGAACAAGGGUCAGUGCCAUGGCAAUAUUUUUUGCUUUGAAGAGUGAACAAUACUAGUGAAAUUUAACUUUUAUAGAGGUGUCACAUUCAACAACGUAAUAGUUAUAACCGUAUAACCGUUACAUUGGACAGUAGCCAUGGUGAAUUUUGUGGCAUAAACAAAAUAUAGAGAAAACAAAAUUUCCGUAUGCGAAAAUGUGUUCACUUUGGAAUUAUGUUAGUUGUUACGCUACUUUUAAUUAUAUUGUUACGUGCAAGCCCAGUCGCAGUGGGGACGGAGCGAUGCUCUUCUCGGAAACAGAUUAGCGCCGCGCGUGCCUUAUCUUUAUCUUGAUGACACGCGGCCUGCCUGCCCCCCCUUCACCCUCGCCCUGCCUGCGCUAAUGACCUGGCUGCACCUGGUCGGUCAAUGGAACGGUUCUUGAAUGUUCUCCGACAUCGUCGCCGGCCCCAGCACGUAAUCCUGGACGUCCCUAGUUGCGCAAUGUCAAAGAGCAUCUCGAAGGUUCUAAAUGUAAGGCCGACCUCUAUAUCAGCAGGGGGCGGUUGCAUCAGAGCAGAUAAUUGUGUGGCGCGUCUGGCGCAGUGUGGAGAGGCGAAGACCUGUGCGACGAGGCGGCGAAGACCGGGCGACUUCUGGGAAGAGAGUGUAUAACAUCGGCGAAGCCAGCAAGUGCCCUGUGUGACAUCGGCGGACACUUUACGGCGAUCUGUGGCUGCGGUAAGACUGUGACGGACUGAGAGAGACUUUCUUUAUUUCGAGCCUAUAUCAAGCCAGGAUAACUUGUAAAUAAAACUGUAAAUAGUAGCACCAAUAAAAAUAGUGAUAAUUAAUUAAAAAAAGGGGCUAUCCUUUCGAACCCUAUCGUUCCCACGUUCGUAACAAUAUUAUAUCGUAUUUUACUUGUAUUUCUAUGUUUAUCGUAAACAUUAGACAUAAGCGUAAGUUACAAUGAAUUCCGCGUAGAAGCAAAAUACUGCAAUGUAAUUUGAAAACAAACCCUUCCAUUAAUAGCUAAUUUAUUUACAUUGGCAAUGACUCACAUGCACGCACAGUGGUUUUGUAUUUUAUGAGGGAAGAAUAACACGAACUGUUAAAAUUUCACACCUGUUUGUUGUUAAGAGAUAUAUUAACUAUACAAUAUUUCACAUGUGUUGUAAUUAUUGCCAAUAUCAGGUGGUUCGUGGUAAUAUGAAUACUUAAACGGACGUUUGAAGAGAACACCCGAUACGAAAAUGCAGCGGGCACAUCCAAACAGUUUCGACAAUAAUGUAAAUAUUUUGAACAGUAAUCUUCACGAUUGUAAAUCAUUUAAAAACGUAGUAACGUUUCUAUAAAGGAAUAAUGAAAAAAAAUAUUAUAUUCGUUUUAUAAGUUUUAUAAAAUUAUUGCAAUACUCUGUCUAGUAAAUAGGCUUCACGUAGAACAAUUAUGUUUAUAAUACAUUUGAAACAAAUAAAGUGAAUGCAGGGCUGCACGAAAUAUUCAGAUCACCACUAACCACUUAUAUUUAUAAAUUACACUUACCUGCUUUAUUUUUAUGGACGCUAUCCAUGGCUUUGAAGUUCUCAACGAACAUAUCGCACACCUCUUCCCAUGCCUUUCCCUUUUUGCAUUUGUUAGCAUACUCAUCACAUCUGGAAUCCCAAAUAGCUGGCCUUGAUUCUAUUUCGAUUAGAAAACGGUCACAAUCGAACGCCAUCUUCCUCGCCAGCACAUACAACCAGAUACUGACCGACAGUCGCUCGGACGCGCGGCUACAAGUCGCCCGUGUGCCAGGUUCUCACCCACGCCCAUGCUAUCUUAUGGCAAGCGAUUUCCCGGCGACCGAGUCGCGCGUCUCAGUCGCGCGACUCGGUCGCUCGUGUGUCAGGGCCCUAAGUGUUCUAAACGGCGCAGGGAGGCCCGAUACAGGACAGUAAGCCAGAGCGAGUGAGUCAGCGAUGUCGGCGCCGGGGCCGGUAGUAAUGGCAGGCGCGGGAUAGUUGCGGUACGCGGGCCACAGCUGCCCGUGCUCGCCUAACGAGCGGUAAUGAGUGGUCCGUCAGUAGCGGUCCUGGUGUCGGCGCCGCCAGCUCUGGAGCGGGCGACAUGGGAGCUGAGAGGCGGCGCGCGGCUGCGACCCCUGCUCUGUGGAGGGUGGUAGCCCUGCUGGCAGUAGCCGGCCCCGCGGGCUGCGCGACCCCCCAGGAUACAGAGACGGCGAUAGAGAUCCAGGCAGUGGUCGGAGGAGAAGCCAAGCUGCCGUGCGACAUACAACCACCUGAUCCGAGCGACGAAGUGCACCUGGUGAUCUGGUUCAAGGAAGGACUCAGGUCGUCGAUAUACAGCUUCGACGCCCGCGGCAGGCAGCUGGACCGGGCGGAGCAGACGAUGGACGUCUCGCUGCUGGAAGGCAGGGCCUUCUUCAGGCACAGAGACGCCCCGGCGGCGCUGGCCAUCGAGCAGGUGCGCGACGCCGACGCUGGGACCUACCGCUGCCGCGUGGACUUCGGCAAGUCGCCCACGAGGAACAGCAGGGUGAAGCUGUCCGUCAUAGUUCCACCUGAAAGGUUAUUGGUGAUGGACGAUCAAGGAACUUACGUGAUCGGCAACACUCCAAGUCCAUACAACGAGGGUGCUACGGCCAAACUGAAGUGCAUUGCAUUGGGCGGUCGGCCGCUGCCCCGGGUGACGUGGCUGCUCGACGGCGACCCCGUGGACGACUCGUGCGACGCGCUGCCCUCGGGGCGCGUGGAGAACUGCCUGACGCUGGGGCCGCUGGACCGCCGGUUCCUGGGCGCCACGCUCACCUGCCGGGCGAGCAACAGCGACCAGCUGGCGCCCCUCGUCAGGACGAUCGUGCUGGACAUGAACCUGAAGCCCGCGCAGGCGCGCCUGUUGGGGGAGCCUCGUCCCUUGUCCGCCGGGAGGCAGCACAAGGUCCAGUGCGAGGCGGCCGGCAGCAGGCCGGCUCCCGCCAUCUCCUGGCUCCUGGGCAGCGCGCCCCUCGCCUCUUUCAGGGUCUUCACGAAUCCAAACAGCAAUAUUUCUGUCAGCACUCUGUUUUUCACACCUACUCCAGAUGACAACGGUAAGGUGCUGACAUGUCGCGCAGACAACCCACUCAUCUUCAACAGCAGUGUGGAGGACAAGAGAAAACUGGAAGUACACUAUGUUCCUGUCACGAAGCUGAAGCUUGGCGGGAAUGACAGCCAAGCAGGUGUCCAGGAAGGCUCAGAUGUGCGUUUCCAUUGCAAUAUCAAAUCCAACCCUUGGGUGAACAAAGUUAUUUGGAGGCAUAAUGGCAAAAGGCUGUACAAUAAUUCUACCAUGGGUACAGCAGUUGCGAACCAGAGUCUUGUUCUCCACUCUGUAACCUGGGAAAGAACAGGAGCAUAUGUUUGCGUGGCAGAAAAUAGCGAAGGAUAUGGAGAAAGUAAUGCAAUCUUCUUGGAGGUGAAGUACGCCCCGGUGUGCCGCUGGGACGAGCCGCGGGUGGUGGGGCUGUCCCGACACCAGGAGGCGCGCGCGGAGUGCGAGGUGACCGCCGCCCCCCGCGACCUCAGCUUCUCGUGGACGUGCAACGACACGGGGCAACCCCUGGAGGCAGCCUCGAGCGAUGGCAGUCGCAGCCUGCUCUCCCUGCCCGCCGGCUCGGCGUGGUGCCGGCACACCCUCCUGUGCACGGCGCACAACGCCGUGGGCGUGCAGAGGCGGCCGUGCGUCUUCCGUCUGCUGCCCGCAGUGGCGCCCGAAGCCCCGAGGAACUGCACGGUCGUGAGACGCACCCCUGAGUCAUUGGAGGUGUCGUGCUCGGAAGGGUCCAGUGGCGGAGUUCCGCAGCGCUUCGCCAUGGACGUGCUGGCGCGGGGCUCCGGGUCGCCAGUCGUCGCCAGUGUCACUUCCGACACCCCCACCUUGGCUGCCGGCGGUGUGGACGCAGCGCUCGACCUCAACGUCUCCUUGUACGCCUUCAACAGCGAAGGACGCAGCGAGGCGGUCACCAUGCUCGUCCCGGCGAUCCUCAGGAGCGACGGCAUGUUGGCAACUGCCUCCAUUGCCAACUUCAUUGCUCCGGUAUUCGGCUCUCUGUUCGGAGUGAUCAUUGUGCUGGGGUCUGUCAUGGCUGCUGCUGUGGUAUUACAACAUCAGGACAGGAGUUGUGAUAGAGAGGUGAACUGCGGAGGAAAACCAUCUUGUACAACGAUAUUCGGAACAACUGAAGACCAGUUCUGUUCGAUACCUCUGCGAGAAGAAGACAGCACCCACACUCACCACGAACCAGACGUUAUUCCUGUCAAGUGUGGUGUGUACAAUCCGUUUUUUAACAAGAGUAACUGACUUUUUCUGUGGCCAUGGCUUUGUAUCUAAAAAAGAUUAUAUGGAUUUACAACCGGUGGAUUUUUUCUUAAGUGUUAGGAAAGAAAUCAUAAUGGAAAAUUUUUAUUUAAGAAUACCUGUACAUAUGUACAUUGGAAAUGUUUAUGUACCUGAAUACUAUACAAAUUUACAGGAAUAAAAUGUUAUUUUUGUA